Molecule: messenger RNA, 597 nt
Organism: Pollicipes pollicipes
Lineage: Eukaryota; Metazoa; Arthropoda; Thecostraca; Pollicipedomorpha; Pollicipedidae
Exons: 6
Coding region: 100-597 (165 amino acids)
Molecular function (GO): protein binding
Source: RefSeq, a predicted model, not a curated record
UGUUCGGCGCUGUCAGCUGCGGCGUUUUGCACGUGACGGGCGGUGACGUGCUGUCUCUCCGCUUGCGAAGCCGAGAGUGGGAGAGUUACGGAGUGCAUCAUGAGUGUCACGUCGCGAGAGAGCGUCACGGUCCUGGGAGUUGUCUUGUGUGCCGCCUUAGUCACAGCAGAGGCGUCUAAGCUGCCCCGCUUUGUGACGUACGGAAACGAUGAGGAGGUUAGCAAGUGUGAGGACGUGCUGUCCUACCUGUGUGGAGAGACCAAAGACGACAGAUGCGUCUCACCGAAAGACUUCUGCGAUGGUGUGACGACGUGCAGCUCCGGCUGGGAUGAGCAGAAGUGUGAUAAGACACUGCCAGCAUACUCAAAAACUGAGAAGAAGUUGAAAGCAUCGCGUCUCUACUGGAUCUCGAUGAGUUUGGCUGGGUGCGCCAAACUCUGCAACAACACCCCAGACUGCGAGGGUUUCAGCCAUCACAGCACCUACAAGAGGUGCCAAAUCCACACCAAAGAGGGCGAGGAAGCCAACCUUAAUGACAAGUGGACCACGUACGAACGGACGUCGCCUGCAGGAGGCGUCGCCAGGCGGGUCAUAUGA